Messenger RNA from Rubroshorea leprosula, 1141 nucleotides. The record is from the annotation of a GenBank genome assembly. NCBI's taxonomy places the organism in Eukaryota, Viridiplantae, Streptophyta, Magnoliopsida, Malvales, Dipterocarpaceae.
CAAAACAUGAUCCACUGUGAAAAUAGGUGGAGGUUAGAUGGACCGCUAUUCAUGUACAUCCAAUCAACAAAGCCCACUCUACAGCCCAAACGCGGAGAACUCAAUUCCCCCGUCUCCGAGCCACUCGGUCCUUCAUUUAGGGCUCGUUGGAGGCUCGACGGAGAUGGGUUUGGGGAUUCUUGUUCUCUGCAGUGAAGACCGCCCGCAGGCAGAGCCGAGCUAAUCAGUUAGGCUGUGAUGGCUUUGCGGGCGUAAUCCCAAGUCUAAAUAUCUUUUUUCUUCAUUUUUCGGAUUUAUUUUCUAGGCAUACUAGUGAUUGUUUUGUUGUUCAUCCCUUUCUCCGUCGAAUCAACCUACAAUAUCGGUGGCCUUCUCCGUAGGCAAGCUCCAAUCGCUCAAACUCUAUUUUUUGUUAUUGUAGCUUUUUGAAUAAAAAUCAGAUAGAGAAGUGAAAAUUUUAGAUGCAUAACAGGAGUCCUGUGAAAUUGUUCAAUUUCACCAAUUAGAAACAAAAAGAAAAAAACCCCUUUAUUUGAGGGUUUGUUAAGUGUCAUCUGGUGUUUAAUUUCAAAUUAUUGCGUCAAUUACCUCUGAAUUCUAAUUUCAAUGUAAUCCAACUCCUCUUGGUGGUUUUUUUUAUUUUGUUGGUCAACCAAGUCGGUGAAAUUUGUUGUAUUCUGUUUUCAGACGUAUGGAUUUACUGUGAUGUAAUUGAUGGAUCGAAUUUAGAUUUAUAUCAAAAUAUUCUCUAUGGUUUCUAUUAUAAGAUAAUUGCAGUUCCGUACAGAGUAUAUUUGAAUUUGAGACCCUCAAAUUCAGUAUCACCGUAUGUAAUUGGUUAAAAUAGAGUGUGUGUAAUUGAAUUUGAGUGAGAUAUAUGUAUUUUACUCUGAGUACUUGAGAGAGAAAAACUUGAAUUCAAAUUCAACCUUGCACUCCAGGUAUUUCAAGGAGCUACAUCUCCCCAAGUUUUCGUCUCUCUUGGCAGCAAGUUCUAGAUCUAAGCACUAAUCUCUAAUCUUUUCAUCGGAUUUUCGUUUUUUUCAGUUUACCUUCCUGUUGUUAUUUAUAUUUGCUGGUGAGUUUAUCUUCUUAGAUGUGUAAUUUGAGUACCCAUCUUAAAUCCCUAGAAUUCUAGUAU